GGUCAAAAUCCCAUCUCUAAGAAUUCACACAGCAUGGUUUUGUCGGGUGGAAAAUCCCUCUCUUUUGCAUCUUCUGUCACUUUCCGUGUUUUUUCCACAGCAAGCAAACUGAAACAAGGAAAAAAGCCCACUCAACCGCUAACAGUUGAUUUUUAAAAACAACAGCAAAACGUUGGAGUAAAAACUUAAGGGAACAACCGAUUAUCAAGAAAGGUGGGGGGUUAAACAGAGAGAGAGAGAGAAGAGAGAGAGAGAGAGAGAAAAAAAAACAAUGAGUUGAAAAGCCAGAUAAAGAGUGGGAAGAUAAUAAAGAAGAGAGUUUUAGGGGGGGGGGGGGGGUUGGGUGUGUGUUUUGUUCAUAAAGCUAAGGAAUUUGCAAAUGUCACUAGAGUCUGAGGAGAUAAAGACGAUUGAGCAGUGGAAGUGGUCCGAAAUGCAAGGCCUUGAACUUGUGCCUCCUCCUCCUUCUGACCCUUUAAAAACCAACCCAUCAACCCCUUCUCCAACGAUAACAACAACAAGAAACACUCACUUAACAGAACAACCAAAAGAGAAACCUCAACAGCCAGGUCGAGCUGAAGCUGAAGCUUAUCAAGAAAGUGUAGGAGAGAGAAGAGAAAUGGAAAAUUCUUCUUCUCCUGCUUCUUCUUCAUCUGGGACAAAGAAGGAUGGGAGUAAUAAUGGUAGUGGUGGAAGCGGAGAGAAGCCAGGGGAUGUUCCUUCAGUUGGGUUUGGUGAACUAUUUAGAUUUGCUGAUGGGUUGGAUUGUGUGUUGAUGGGAAUUGGGUCUCUUGGUGCUCUUGUACAUGGCUGUUCUUUGCCUAUCUUCCUUCGUUUCUUUGCCGAUCUUGUCAAUUCUUUUGGUUCUAAUGCUAAUAACAUGGACAAGAUGAUGCAAGAAGUUUUGAAGUAUGCAUUUUACUUCCUCGUGGUGGGUGCUGCAAUUUGGGCAUCUUCAUGGGCAGAAAUAUCCUGUUGGAUGUGGACUGGGGAGAGGCAAACAACGAAGAUGAGGAUCAAGUACUUGGAAGCAGCUUUGAACCAGGACAUUCAAUACUUUGACACUGAGGUUAGAACUUCUGAUGUUGUGCUUGCCAUCAACACUGAUGCAGUUAUGGUCCAGGAUGCCAUUAGCGAGAAGUUGGGAAAUUUCAUUCACUACAUGGCAACAUUUGUGUCUGGUUUUGUGGUGGGUUUUACAGCAGUAUGGCAAUUGGCUUUGGUCACACUUGCAGUGGUUCCUCUCAUUGCUGUGAUUGGAGCAAUCCAUACCACCACAUUAGCCAAGCUCUCUGCAAAGAGCCAAGAAGCUUUAUCACAAGGAGGAAACAUUGUGGAACAGACAGUGGUUCAAAUUCGGGUUGUUUUGGCUUUUGUUGGUGAAUCAAGAGCAUUACAAGCCUACUCCUCAGCAUUGAGGGUUGCACAAAAGAUUGGUUAUAAGUCUGGCUUUGCAAAGGGAAUGGGAUUGGGGGCAACUUACUUUGUUGUUUUUUGCUGUUAUGCUCUUCUUCUUUGGUACGGUGGUUAUCUGGUUCGGCAUCACUACACCAAUGGAGGACUUGCCAUAGCCACUAUGUUUGCUGUUAUGAUUGGUGGAUUGGGUUUGGGGCAGUCUGCACCAAGCAUGUCUGCAUUUGCCAAGGCCAAAGUGGCAGCAGCUAAAAUUUUCCGUAUAAUUGAUCACAAACCCAGUAUCGAUAGAAACGGUGACUCAGGUUUGGAAUUGGAGUCAGUUACUGGUCUAGUUGAACUGAAAAAUGUGGAUUUUGCAUACCCUUCAAGGCCAGAUGUAAAGAUCCUUAACAAUUUCUCCCUAAGUGUUCCUGCUGGAAAAACCAUAGCUUUGGUGGGAAGCAGUGGUUCGGGUAAAAGCACUGUAGUCUCCCUCAUUGAGAGAUUCUACGAUCCCACCUCAGGAGAAGUGCUGCUAGAUGGGCAUGACAUAAAGACAUUAAAACUGAGAUGGUUGAGGCAACAAAUAGGACUUGUGAGCCAAGAGCCUGCUCUUUUUGCUACCACCAUUAAAGAAAACAUUCUUUUGGGUAGGCCUGAUGCAAACCAAAUUGAGAUUGAAGAGGCUGCCAGAGUGGCUAAUGCCCAUUCAUUCAUUGUAAAGCUGCCAGAUGGCUUCGACACUCAGGUUGGGGAGAGAGGAGUUCAACUCUCUGGAGGGCAGAAGCAGAGAAUUGCUAUAGCCAGGGCAAUGUUGAAGAACCCGGCAAUCCUACUCUUGGAUGAAGCAACUAGUGCGCUGGACUCUGAGUCAGAAAAGCUGGUGCAAGAGGCCCUUGAUCGUUUUAUGAUUGGGAGGACAACUCUUGUAAUUGCCCAUCGCCUUUCCACCAUUCGUAAGGCUGAUCUUGUAGCUGUACUACAGCAGGGGAGUGUUUCUGAAAUUGGAAUGCACGAUGAGUUGAUUGCCAAAGGAGAAAAUGGAGUCUAUGCCAAGCUCAUUCGAAUGCAAGAGAUGGCACAUGAAACUGCCCUUAACAAUGCUAGAAAAAGUAGUGCAAGGCCUUCUAGUGCCAGGAACUCAGUAAGCUCACCGAUUAUUGCCCGGAAUUCGUCAUAUGGCCGAUCACCAUAUUCACGCAGACUUUCUGACUUCUCCACUUCUGAUUUUUCCUUCGAGGCAUCACACCCUAAUUACCGAAUGGAAAAGCUUGCCUUCAAGGAGCAAGCUAGUUCCUUCUGGCGCCUUGCAAAAAUGAAUUCUCCUGAAUGGGUUUAUGCUUUAGUUGGUUCUAUAGGCUCUGUUGUCUGCGGGUCUCUUAGCGCUUUCUUUGCAUAUGUGCUAAGUGCUGUUCUCAGUGUCUACUACAACCCAGAUCAUGCUUACAUGAGUAGAGAAAUUGGGAAAUACUGCUAUUUGUUAAUUGGACUGUCAUCAGCUGCCCUUCUCUUCAACACGCUACAGCAUUUCUUCUGGGAUAUUGUGGGAGAAAAUCUCACAAAACGAGUGAGAGAGAAGAUGCUGGCAGCGGUUCUGAAAAAUGAAAUUGCAUGGUUUGAUCAGGAGGAAAAUGAGAGUGCUAGGAUUGCAGCGAGGCUGGCUCUUGAUGCCAACAAUGUCAGAUCAGCCAUAGGAGACCGGAUUUCAGUGAUUGUGCAGAACACAGCACUCAUGCUUGUUGCUUGCACUGCUGGCUUUGUUUUGCAGUGGCGCCUUGCCCUUGUCCUUGUUGCCGUCUUCCCUGUGGUUGUAGCAGCAACUGUUUUGCAGAAAAUGUUUAUGAAGGGUUUCUCAGGAGAUUUAGAAGCUGCUCAUGCCAAGGCCACACAACUAGCUGGAGAGGCCAUAGCCAAUGUAAGAACUGUUGCUGCCUUCAAUUCAGAGAACAAAAUUGUUGGUCUAUUCUCCUCAAACCUUGAAACUCCAUUGAGGCGCUGCUUCUGGAAGGGACAAAUUGCAGGAAGUGGAUUUGGGGUAGCUCAGUUUGCACUAUAUGCUUCUUAUGCCCUUGGUCUUUGGUAUGCUUCCUGGCUUGUGAAGCAUGGGAUCUCUGAUUUUUCAAAGACAAUCCGAGUGUUCAUGGUUCUUAUGGUCUCCGCCAAUGGUGCAGCUGAAACAUUGACCCUGGCUCCUGACUUCAUCAAGGGAGGUCGAGCCAUGAGGUCAGUCUUUGAUCUUCUUGACCGUAAAACUGAGAUUGAGCCUGAUGACCCAGAUGCCACACAAGUUCCGGACCGCCUUCGUGGAGAAGUUGAACUAAAGCAUGUAGACUUUUCUUACCCCUCACGCCCUGAUGUCCCAAUUUUCCGUGACCUUAAUCUUCGUGCCCGAGCUGGAAAAAUUCUUGCCCUUGUUGGUCCAAGUGGAUGUGGUAAGAGCUCCGUCAUUGCACUUAUACAGAGAUUCUAUGAGCCUUCAUCGGGGCGUGUUAUGAUUGAUGGAAAGGACAUUCGGAAAUACAACCUCAAAUCCCUGAGAAAACACAUUGCAAUCGUGCCACAAGAGCCAUGCCUCUUUGCUUCUACCAUCUAUGAAAACAUUGCCUAUGGUCAUGAGUCAGCAACUGAGGCUGAGAUCAUUGAGGCAGCUACACUAGCCAAUGCCGACAAGUUCAUAUCUUCAUUGCCCGACGGUUACAAAACUUUUGUGGGGGAGAGAGGGGUUCAACUCUCUGGGGGACAAAAACAGAGAAUUGCAAUUGCAAGGGCUCUUGUGAGGAAGGCAGAGCUUAUGCUGCUCGAUGAGGCAACAAGUGCCCUUGAUGCUGAGUCUGAGAGAUCAGUCCAAGAGGCUCUAGACCGUGCCUGCUCCGGGAAAACUACAAUUGUGGUUGCUCAUCGGUUAUCUACAAUUAGGAAUGCUCAUGUCAUUGCAGUGAUUGAUGAUGGGAAAGUUGCAGAGCAAGGAUCCCAUUCACAUUUACUUAAAAAUUAUCCUGAUGGGUGUUAUGCCCGGAUGAUACAAUUACAAAGGUUUACACAUAGCCAAGUUGUUGGAAUGACUUCAGGCUCAAGUUCUUCAUCAAAACCAAAAGAUGACAAUGACAGAGAAGGCCAGUGAACUUUUAAGAAAUUAGUAGAAAAGGAGUAUAUCCCAUAUACCCCUUAAGAUUUUUUGGGUGUUUACUCUGGAUUUUAAUGUUUUGAUAAUAGUAUAAUAUAUGUGCAUUAUCUAUUUUUUUUCUUUUAACCCUAUAUGUUUUCUUCAUGGAUCUUUCUAAGGAAAUGAUAAUGACAAAUAUAGUUCCUUUGAGAUUGAUUGAAACAGAUUAAUGUUGUACUUCCAUCCUCAAACCAUAUGUAUGCUGUUUGUCAACUCAUUUCAAGAUAAAAAAAGAGAGGAUAUGGCAAGAAAGUCAAGCCAAUACUUGAAAAAUAAUUAUGGGGAGGAAACACUGUAAAAGCAGGCCAAACAUUAUUUUAGCUGUCAAAUCUUGCAUGGAAUCCAGUACAUAUCCGCGACAAAUGAUUAACUUUGAUACAUGUGAUAAUUCAAUCACUUUCAUAAGUUUGAUCACAUGGUAAUGGAUAAUGUAAUGGGGUUUGUGGUUGAAGACCUUAAGAGGAAUGACACUUUUGGCAUUUUCAUCCAUUACAAUCCAACUUUAAGAUGAUGGAUUCAUGGCAAAUAGGGGAUUUAUCCUAUCCUGAUCUCAACUGGGUAUGUGAAUAUUAAUGAGAGACCCAGUGGGGAACAAAAAUAAUUGAGUCUGAAACUCACAUGGUGGUUGCUUGCUACAUGUGCAAUGAAUCCACUUUACUAAGAGAUAGAAAAUGGAGGAAAAACAUAAGAGUAAAAAAUAAGACAUAGACAAAGACCCAAAAGGGGAUGGAUAUGAAAAGAUAAUAAAAGUCAGUCAUGCUUCAGCCAGUAUAGCAGCUAGUAGCGGACAAGCGUGAGAGAAAAAAGAGAGGGAAACUUGGACGGGAAAAUGACAGAGAGAUGAUGGUGUUGGUUCAUGCCUUCAUGGCCUCUCAUCUCAUGGGAUACAAUGUGACCGUGUGGAGCCCUCAGCCUAAUCUCUUUUGUUUGUUAAAUGAAAUAUACAAGGAUUCUAGUGGCCACAGAUCCACUGAUGGGCCUUCGCCGGAAAGACUUUUGCGAAAGAAUUGAGUGCUGAGAGCUUUUUUAACUUUUGGGAAAUUGGAGGUAUAUUGGAGGAUGUCACUCUGCAAAGCACAAGUACUGAAUGCAACUCUUGUUCCUUUGUCUACAUUGGAAAUGGCAAUGACUAAAAACAAGAGAGACAGUGCUAUCUCAUACAUAUUGACAUCGAUGGUCAAAAACACUCUUACGGUAGGUUAAGAUGAUGGCAAACAGGAGAUGCCAAAAACUCAGGCCGCAACCACCGAUUCAACAGAGCACAUUUAUCAGAACUUGACAGGAGUAGGUUUCAAAAGUCCUAAAAUUUGUAAUUAGUUUGUGAAGCUUAUAUAUCCUUGGCCUCAGCAAUUGCUUGAAAACGAGAACAAUGGACCUAAAGGAAAAACAAAACCAGAAUCAUAAUCACAUCAGAACAAUGAUUGGGCUCUAAUGUCCAGCCUAUUUGGAGGCAAGCCCAUGUCUUAAAGUGCUAUUUCCUUUCCUCUACUCGAGGGCAAAGGCAGAGAAACCAUUCAGAUAAUGCUCCACUAGAAGGAAAGACGCUUGGAGUUUCGAGCUUUCCUUCUAUCCAACAUAAUUUAUUUGAAGACAAGAAAUGCCCAGACAAGCUCCAAGAUUGAGCAUCCGAAGAUAUUAACCACGUUCCAUCUAUAAGCAGCAUGAUAUUAUGGAGGCAACUUAAUAUAUCUAGAGGCAAAUCAGCAGGCUUUUCAUGCACCAAUCAAAACCUUCAAGAAUGUAGACCAUCAACAGACAAGCAUACAUGCCAUGAUUCUGAACCCUCCAAAAAAAGUUAAUAUUAAUAUAUUUCAAGGGAAAGAAAUGGAGCAUGUUGUCGCAUUUCUAACUAGGAAAUGCAUCAUAAUUCACAACCCUCUUUCCUAUAACUGUUUUACUGUCCAAUACUGCUAGAUACACAAUGAAGAAAGAUCUAAUGCAGCAUAUGAACUUCUUAACUCGCUUAAUCCUAAUAAGCUACACUUACCAGUAUCCUUCUAUCAAGCACCAAUAUUUAAGGCUCAUAAGUAUUCUUUAAGCUACAAAUAAAUGGCGUGUAAGGAGUUGUGGACCAAUAACCACAUAGAGGAGUAGGAAAUACUAGCAAUGACAAGCAUUUUCCAUUGGAUAUUUUAUAAACUGGCAUUAUUAACCAGAUCAGGAAGAAACAAAUACUCGUUCAUAGGACAGUUUGAGACCAAUAAGUCUUUUAUCAUCAUCAUCAUAUGAACCACCACACUGACCCAACCCAUGACUCAACAGUCAACACUUUUUAUAUCACUAACCAAUUCCGGUAGGAAUAAAGAUCCUAAACUGGAAUAGGAUAGAAAAGUUCAACCAAUACAUCCAAAC
Durio zibethinus is the source of this 6910-nucleotide messenger RNA. RefSeq names its product ABC transporter B family member 1. The record is from RefSeq and is a predicted model, not a curated record. Gene Ontology annotation, cellular component: mitochondrial inner membrane. NCBI's taxonomy places the organism in Eukaryota, Viridiplantae, Streptophyta, Magnoliopsida, Malvales, Malvaceae. Gene Ontology annotation, molecular function: ATP binding; ABC-type oligopeptide transporter activity; ATP hydrolysis activity. Gene Ontology annotation, biological process: oligopeptide export from mitochondrion.